AUGGCUUCUGAAGAUUGGACUGCUGUAUACUCAGCACUGGAUGUGGAUGAGAAAGUAUCAGCUUAUAACUCCAUUAUAAUCAAGAUGCUUGACGAGUUCUUACCCGAAAAAACCAUCAGAGUACAUCACUCUGAUAAACCGUGGAUCACUG
Messenger RNA from Paramuricea clavata, 151 nucleotides. Lineage: Eukaryota; Metazoa; Cnidaria; Anthozoa; Malacalcyonacea; Plexauridae. The record is from the annotation of a GenBank genome assembly.